Molecule: messenger RNA, 575 nt
Organism: Episyrphus balteatus (marmalade hoverfly)
Lineage: Eukaryota; Metazoa; Arthropoda; Insecta; Diptera; Syrphidae
Gene: Atg12
Product: autophagy protein 12-like
Exons: 3
Coding region: 111-434 (107 amino acids)
Biological process (GO): nucleophagy; autophagy of mitochondrion; C-terminal protein lipidation
Cellular component (GO): cytoplasm; Atg12-Atg5-Atg16 complex; phagophore assembly site membrane
Source: RefSeq, a predicted model, not a curated record
AAAUAAAAAAAAUAUAUAUUUUUCAUUUUCCUUAAACUUCUUUUCUAUUUUUUCAAGAAUAAAAAAAUAUUCAUUAAAACAAACCAAAUUUAAAUAAAAAAUAUUAAAUAAUGUCAGAAACUGAAGUGACUGCUACCGAAAAGGAAACCACAAAUGAUAAAGACACUUCCAAAGUUUGUAUUUUGUUAAAUGCAACUGGCAAUGUACCAAUAAUGAAGAAACGCAAAUGGAUGGUUGAUCCAAACAAAACAGUCAGCUCAAUAAUGCAAUUCUUUCAUAAACAUCUUAAAAUGGAUCCACAAGAACAACUUUUCCUUUAUGUCAAUCAAACAUUUGCUCCCUCUCCUGACCAAUUCAUCAAGAAUCUCUACGAGUGUCAUGGCACAAAUGGAAAACUUGUCCUCUAUUACUGCAAGAAUCAAGCUUGGGGCUAAACAUCAUCAUCAUCAAAUGACACAAUAAAUAAAAAACCAAAAAAUAUAUAUAUUUUAAGUCAUAUUUCGAAGAAUAUAACAAUUUCAUGUUUAUUUCUAUAACUGUAUUAUACUAUUUGAAUAGACAUAUAUAGCCAUGAU